Molecule: messenger RNA, 3444 nt
Organism: Priapulus caudatus
Lineage: Eukaryota; Metazoa; Priapulida; Priapulimorpha; Priapulimorphida; Priapulidae
Product: cell wall protein AWA1-like
Exons: 10
Coding region: 145-2586 (813 amino acids)
Source: RefSeq, a predicted model, not a curated record
CAAGCGAGUGAAUGCACAGUUGACCGUCGUGUUCUCACUCACAUAAAGAACGUAAUACGCAACGACAACUAUUUAUUUUAAGCUCAGUCAAUGGUAUCCUUGUUGGCAUAUAUCGUUAUAGUCACAUCAUAAUUUUGCAAUUGCAUGACGAUAUUCCGCAAGGCUUCUUAUCUUACAGUUUACACGAACGACUGUUGCGCAACAUCUGUGAAUUGUCGUCUAGAUUUCACAACGUAUUCCGAUAUUACACAGCAAAGGAAUAUUGACAGAGCUCAAACAGCCGCUGCUUUCAAAAUGUAUACGAGAUUUCUUGUCGUGUGUGCGUUGCUGAUACUCAAACGAAUUUCAUUAGGAUACGCAGAAGAAGUUUCAUCGGGAGAGCGACAAACUACUGCAGGUUAUUCCUCAACACAAGCGAAACUUCAAACAACAGAAGAACGGCAAACUAUGGGAGAACUUACAUCAUCGGAACUUCAAACGACACGAGAAGUUUCGUCGACACAAGCAACAUCUGAAACUGCAACAGAAAUUACAGUAUCAGAACUUCAAACCGUUGUAGGCGUUUUAUUAUCAGAACCGCUAACAGCGACAGGAGUUUCAUCACCUGAAAUUCAAACUUUAACAUACGGCCCAUCCGCAGAUGUAGAUCUUCAGACGAACACAGACACGCUGUCAGCAGCAUCUAAAACAACUAACGAGGUCUCAUCACCAGUACCUCGAACUACGACAGAAGUGUUAUCAGCAGAACCUAACACUACAAAAGAUGUCUCGUCAUUAGAGCCUCAAACUACAACAGACGUUCCAUCAGCAGAACCUCAAACCACAGCAGAAGUUUCAUCAGCAGAACAUCAAACUACAGCAGACGUUCAGUCAACAGAACAUCAAACCACAGCAGUCGUUCCAUCAGCAGAACAUCAAACUACAGCAGACGUUCCAUCAGCAGAACAUCAAACUACAGCAGACGUUCCAUCAGCAGAACAUCAAACUACAGCAGACGUUUUAUCAGCAGAACCUCAAACUACAGCAGACGUUCCAUCAGCAGAACAUCAAACUACAGCAGACGUUUCAUCAGCAGAACAUCAAACUACAGCAGAAGUUUUAUCAGCAGAACCUCAAACUACAGCAGAAGUUCAGUCAACAGAACAUCAAACUACAGCAACAAUUCCCUCAGCACAACGUCAAACUCCAGAUGAGGUUUCAUCAGCAGAACAUCAAACUACAGCAGACGUUUUAUCAGCAGAACCUCAAACUACAGCAGAAGUUCAUUCAACAGAACAUCAAACUACAGCAACAAUUCCGUCAGCACAACGUCAAACCCCAGAUGAGGUUUCAUCAGCCGAACCUACAACUACAGGAGAUAUUCAGUCAACGGAACUUCAAACUACAAACGAAAUUAGAUCAACAGUUGAUUCAUCUACUACUUUGCCAGAUAUGAUGUCCACAUCAACGGCUAUAGAGCCAAGUGAGGGCUUUAAAAAAGUGAAAGGACGUAUUCGGAUAACAGAUGGAUUCGAGUUUACAACACAAUUGGCAAUCAGUACGUCCAUAGAAUUUCAAGAUGCAGAGGAUAAAAUGAAAGAAAUGUUGUCACGACUAUUUGAAGAUAGUUCCAUAAGAAACAGAUUUAUAAGAGUGUCCAUACUGAAGUUCAGUUCGGGAUCAGUAUGGGUAGAUUUUCUGCUUUGGAUUACAAGCAACUCGACUACUCCAAGUGAAUCAGUGGUUCAGGAGGUAGCAUCGGCCUUUAUAGAAACCGUUGAGCGACUAGAUGGCAAUGUAACUGGAUAUAAAAUCGACCGCAUAUCUCACUCGUUUACGGCGUACUCAAACUUUAAUCGGGAGCCCAGGGCUGUGCUGCGAAUCAUCGAUGGUGUUAAGUGGUCGGUCACGCUACGCGACGGUCGACAGCAAUACACGCAGGACCUAAACAUGACACUCACUCAGCUGCUAACUGCAGCCUACAAUAGCACAAUCACAGAUGCGGAGUUUUUAGCUGUCAGGAUAAAUAGGUUCAGUGGAAGCGAGUCUGAUGGUGUUAAGGUUGAAUAUACAGUCAUCCUAACACCCGGAGCGGGAAAUGGUAUAAGUCUCGUUAGUCGAGCAUUCGGGCAAUACAUCGACGAACACGGUGCGCAACUGGGCGCUUACACUAUCGACGAAAACUACUCAUCAAUUAUAAGCGGUACUGAUACCCCGUUACCAACCGCCCCAGCACAAUCUCAGGGAUUAGAAACGUGGGUGAUCACCGUCAUCAUAGUUGGUGUAGUAGUCUUCGUGCUAUUCGUGGGCCUCUUCAUUAUCAUGGCAUGCCCUAUGAGGAGGAAACGCGACCUAGCACUGCUGGCGAACAGUUAUCAGUCAUCUAUAAGCAGCGCUCACCAGCAGCAGCAAUAUUACCAUGGAAACAUGGAUAAAUUGCUCAUGAACGACAUUACCAGUGUGCGAAAUGGAGGCAUCGAACACAAGCAGCGAGGAGAAUUUCAUAUUGAGAUGUCAAGCCGCACUGGGACAUGGAACCCUACGUAUUUGGAAUCUCCCGAGAAAGAUAUGCCGGAGGAAGCGGAUAACAUCUCAACUUACAUGUGACGGGAGAAUAGAAUAAUCACUUAAUAAUUAUAGCAGCCAAUCAAAUUAAUAAUCGCGUAGUAUUAUAACUUACUAGGUCGUUACUAAACUAGUUUAAUUUCUAUUUAUUUGAAAAACAAAAUCAUUUAACCAAAUAAUAAAAAAAAAAAACCGAAACAAAUCGAAAUCACUACAACGCGCAGAGAGAAUAAUUUACUGUAGAGCCUUCGAUAAUUUUUGUAUAUCUUUGUUCCCAUUUUAUUACUAAAAUAUCUCCUACUAAAUCGUACAACACCUAUCCAUAUAUAUAGGCAAUGUGGCAUAGUAUACUUUAAAUUAUGCACUAUCCUUCAAUUAUAUUAUAUAUUAAUUAAUUGUAUAUUAUUGAUAAGAUUCAUAGUUUAUGCCUUGUUUGUUCAAAUGAUUUUUUGUAUUGCAUGCAUCCUGUAUGUUUGCAUGGUGUUGCAUGUUCAUUUUCUUGUAGUAAUGCUAUGUCAACAUUCGGUGCCACGUGAAGAAUAUGUGGCGCAUAUCGUAGACAUUAUCGCUAUAAUUGCAUACUAUAUAUCUGUUUCUGAUGAAAGUGGCCUACUCUUAUAAAUACAUAUCCAUUCUCUACUUCAUUGCUGUAAUUUGCCGGCGAUAUCUCGUGUUGCCAUACGAAAUUUACCUGGUGGAAGUAAAAGAACCUGCUGUUAUGACUUUUAUCGUGAGAUAUGAACGGCUGGAUUUAAAUGAAGGCGAUUCGCAGCUAUUAUUUAACUGAUAUAAAAAAGUUAAUCAUGAAAGAUGUCUGCCAACACGUUUUAUAACAGAAAAUUAUAUCUAGUGCAACAUUAAAUAUAAUAAAUACUGUCAUCGUACAUGAUAUUCAUAUAA